AUGUCAUCGCAGUUUGAGUACCCAUCCGUAUACAGCUUUCCUCCUUUUUUUACCCCGAUAGGGAAAGGCAGUCAUCAGCCUACACUGGAUACAUGGCAUAAACAGCGACAGCUAUGGUGUGACCUUGUUCUCUCACACUCCCAGCACACCCGCACAUUUAUAAUCGAUGUAAACGAAUCGGUUGGAAAGCUUGAACCGUUUCAUAACCCCAAGAUCCAAAGAUCGUUGUCGAGAGAGUCGUUGGUAUUGAUUUUGGAUCACCUUGUUAGUGUUAUGAAGAUGGCCGAGUGGGAAUCGAAAGAUAAAAACAGAUGUUUAAUCUACUGGCGAACGCCUGAAGAAUGGGCGAGUCAGGUGUAUACAUGGGUUUUUAAUACUGGGCGGACAGGAACAGUGUGCACUACCUACGAAGUCUUUUGUGGAGACGAAACAGAGGGCGAAUCAUUUCAUGGUAUUCCUGAAGAAAUCAUCAAAAAAGUAUUGGAUGUUCUUGCCAAACAGGGCAAAGCGCAGAUAUUCAACAGCAAUGACGGCAAUACUGGAAUAAAGUUUAUCUAA
Batrachochytrium dendrobatidis JAM81 is the source of this 558-nucleotide messenger RNA. RefSeq names its product ESCRT-II subunit protein VPS25. The transcript is spliced from 5 exons. Gene Ontology annotation, biological process: protein transport to vacuole involved in ubiquitin-dependent protein catabolic process via the multivesicular body sorting pathway. Gene Ontology annotation, molecular function: structural molecule activity; protein homodimerization activity. NCBI's taxonomy places the organism in Eukaryota, Fungi, Chytridiomycota, Chytridiomycetes, Rhizophydiales. The record is from RefSeq and is a predicted model, not a curated record. Gene Ontology annotation, cellular component: ESCRT II complex. Bases 1 to 558 code for a protein of 185 amino acids.